AUGAAUGAAAAUUCUGAAGAGCGAUGUUCAAUUGAAUCAGGAAGUUAUUAUUUUCACUACCUUAUCCAAAAUGGCGUUUGUUACAUGACAAUUUGCGAUCGUUCAUACCCUCGUCAAUUUGCCUUUAGCUACCUGGAAGAACUUUCUAAAGAAUUUUUAAUGAGUUAUGGGAACGAGCCUUUUGAAGCAUUGAGAAUUUACGUGAUUUACGUGUUUGGUUUGGAAAUCCUGACAAUGUUGACCACUAAUGCUUAUGCGCGACUAAAUACCGAACUGAAUGAGGUAGCCAAUAUCAUGACUAAAAAUUUGGAAAGCGUUUUGUGGCGCGGCGAAGGAUUAGAAAGUAAGUGUUGUCUAUUAAUUCAAACAAUGAUUGAUUAUUAUUUGGAAUUCUAA
Molecule: messenger RNA, 396 nt
Organism: Cetraspora pellucida
Lineage: Eukaryota; Fungi; Glomeromycota; Glomeromycetes; Diversisporales; Gigasporaceae
Source: the annotation of a GenBank genome assembly